Messenger RNA from Olea europaea var. sylvestris, 609 nucleotides. Its product is annotated as cyclin-C1-1-like. The record is from RefSeq and is a predicted model, not a curated record. Lineage: Eukaryota; Viridiplantae; Streptophyta; Magnoliopsida; Lamiales; Oleaceae. Bases 127 to 372 code for a protein of 81 amino acids. The transcript has 4 exons.
AGUUCGAAAGUGCUGCCACAUCCAUUUGCCGAGUACACCCACGACAAAACCGCACAAUUUGCCGUUUUCAAGAUUCGGUAAUAAACUUGUAAACUCAGUAAUCAAGUUGAUUUCAUCUGUGCUGCCAUGGCCGCUAAUUUCUGGACUUCUUCUCACUACAAACAGCUUCUGGAUCCAGAAGAGGUGGAUGUGGUGCAUCCACUAGACAAGGAGAGGGGCAUCACUCUUGAAGAUUUCAAGCUUAUCAAGCUACAUAUGUCCAAUUAUAUUGCAAGAUUGGCUCAAAAUGUAAAAGUGAGGCAAAGGGUUGUUGCUACUGCCAUUACCUACAUGAGACGUGUUUAUGUCAGGUGUGUUAUCACUGUUCUUUAAUGUUAAUAAAAACUGCAGUAUUAGUGAUCUAUGUUUAUGCUUGAAAAUUCUUUGCAAUUUCUUAUAUUUUAAGCAAACAUUAUUUCAAUGAAGGAAGGUAUAUAUUCAUGUUGAAUUUUACUAGAACCACGGUUUUUAGCAAGCAUCAGUAUCCUUUUUCGAGGGUCAAAAGUGAUUGCACAUUUUGUUAAUGCACCAGUAGAUAAAUUUCUUUGAAAGGUUUGAAACUGCUGAAUU